This is a messenger RNA of Punica granatum (pomegranate), 2404 nucleotides long. The record is from RefSeq and is a predicted model, not a curated record. Lineage: Eukaryota; Viridiplantae; Streptophyta; Magnoliopsida; Myrtales; Lythraceae.
ACAAACCACACCCCAUUAUUCUCUCUCUUUGUCUCUGUCUCUUUCUCUCUCCUCCCUCCUUCCUCGUUCAUGAAACCUUUCCAUAAAUUGCAUGCAAACUCUCUCUCUCCCUCUUCCCUCUCCCCUCUUCCCUCUCUCUCUCUCUCUCUCUGCAGACCGAGACGCCCCACCCCCAUGUUUCCUCCUCCCUCAUCAGUCUUUUGCAGUCUCCUCCUCCUCCUCCUCCUCCCUCCAUGUCUCUCUCUUUCUCUCUCUAAUCCUCUCCGCUUCUGAAGAGCGAUAUCUUCUCCGUUUCUCUCUCUCAGAUAUAGUCUUCUUUGUCGGAAAAUAUAUCGCCUCUUAUCUCUUUGCCGCUCCCUCCACCUUUAAGUAAUCGCUCCCCGGAAUCUCUUGGCUUGCUUCCCAUCAAAAACCCACAACCCCAAAACCCCCAUUAAACCCUUCCCCUUCUCGCCUUCUUGUCGGAGCGAAGCACCCCCAGCUCACCGUACAAUAUGAACGGAGGCGGAGAUGGAGAGGGGCCCUCUGGCUCCGGCUACUGGUUGCGGAAGCCCCGGACGGUCAAGUCAAACCCUAGCUCCCCACGAAGGUCUUUUCUUGACGGACCCUACGCUGAUCAAACCCUAGGCCCGGCCACCCUAGAGUCCGCCGCUCGCCCCGUGUACCGCCCCCGCGAGCCGAUGGACUAUCUUUUGGGCGACGAGCUCGCAGGGGUUCUCCAACCGUUUUCCUUGAUUGACGAUACUGCUCGUCGGCUGGAGAUGCUGAGCUUCGGCAAUGGCGCUGCCGAUGGUGACAGCACCCUUGGGCUUGAUUAUGGGCCUUACAGGUCCAUGCCGGGGUCUCCUGUUUACGCUAAUCCUGUCUGUUCUCCAAGAUUUCAGUCCGCAGUGCUUAACCAUUAUGCCGAGUAUCACCGGAAUGGAGCCGGUCUGUUUUGCGAUUCCUCGGGCCAAAUAGAUUGGACUGUUGGUGCAAACACGAAUUGCUUUUGGCCUAAUAGGCACAACAGAACAUAUUCACCGCUGACAUACGUUUGCCCGGGUUUAAGGAGCCUGCAGGGGAGAAUAGCUGAGGUAGCCUGUGACCAGGAUAGGUGUAAGGCUUUGCAGUGGAAGAUCGAGCAGGGCUUAGAUGAGGAGGAAAUCCAGAUUCUAUUUCGGGAGAUCAUAGAAGAUUUUGUUGUCUUGACGACUCAUAAGUGCGGGAACUAUGUCGUCCAGCAGUUCAUUGAGCUCUGCAGUGAGCAGCAGAGGAAUCUGAUCACUUUGAUGCUGACUGCUGGAGAAGCUCCACUGAUUUUCUACAUUUGUUGUGAUCAAUAUGGAACUCGGGUCAUUCAGAAAUUGUUGGACAACGCUACAACUCCGCAUAUAAAAACUGUUUUAUUAUCGACUAUUGCUCAGAAAGUGGCUGAGCUAGUUAAGAACCCGAAUGGUCGUCAUGUGAUCACGCAUUGCUUGGAAAAGUUCUCUAAUGAAGAUAAUGAGUUCCUUUACAGAGAAGUGGCGGAAAACUGUGACUGUAUUUCAACUGAUAGAAGUGGGUGCUGCGUGAUACAGAAGUGUGUCGACUACACUCGGGGAGAGCAGAGAAAAAUGCUGGUUGAUGCAAUAAUUGCUCAGGCCCUUUACCUUUCCAUGAACGAAUACGGAAACUAUGUGGUGCAGCACAUAUUGAAGCUUAAAGUGCCAGGAUUCACUACCGCUCUCAUCAAGCAAUUAGAGGGGAAUUUUGUGUUUCUUUCCUGUGAUAAGUAUGCAAGUAACGUGGUGGAGUGCUGCUUUAGAGAAUCAGGAAUAGAGCACUUUAUUGUGAUUCUGGAUGAGUUGCUGAGAGAUCCUAUCCCCAUGGCAGUGUUUCUGGAUCCAUUCGGGAAUUAUGUCUUCACAUCAGCUGUGGAAGUUUCCAGGAGUAAGGGGUUCGACGCUAUCUUCCACAUGCUCCAGGGUAUUAUUCAGAGAAAUGCCAAGUUAAUUAAUGGUCACUUCCAUGGGAAGAAAGCGGCCACUCGGCUCGGGAAGGCUAAGCUACUGCUCCCCGACACAGCUGCAGCUCUCAAGAGGUUCUAGUUGAGGUCCCUGUCUCAACCUCGAUGUGUUGUGCAGAUAUUGUCCUUUACUUCCCUGUAUGAGACACUGAUUUUGUGCUUUUGAGCACCGCUCUGUGCUAUAUAUAGUGUAACAGCAGUUUUUGGCAUUGAUUCUUGGACUAGGACUAGUAGGAAUUGGAGUUAACACCCCCUUUAGGAUUUUAGAGACAUCCGAGGUUGGUUGGUGAAGCUGUCACAGUGAGUAUAGAGAAACUGUACACGUCCUGCUGUUGAUUUUGCGGUGACUUUAUUAUAUGUAGGCCCUUUUGUUUCAAGUUGUAAUUCUAAUAUCGCCUCCUAGAUGUGCAGUCA